Molecule: messenger RNA, 1101 nt
Organism: Phytophthora nicotianae INRA-310
Lineage: Eukaryota; Oomycota; Peronosporomycetes; Peronosporales; Peronosporaceae
Exons: 2
Coding region: 5-736 (243 amino acids)
Molecular function (GO): oxidoreductase activity
Source: RefSeq, a predicted model, not a curated record
AGCUAUGGCAUCCUCCAAGAAGACUGUUCUCAUCACCGGCAGCACUCGUGGCAUCGGUCUCGCCUUCGCCGAGCACUACAUUAAGGCUGGUUGGAACGUCAUCGGCACAGCGCGCGUCAACAGCAACACGGAAAAGCUGAAAGCACUCGCCCCCUUCAAGAUCGUCACUAUGGACACGAGCGACGAAGCUACUAUCCUCGAGGCAGCCCGCCAGCUGGAGGGCCAACCCAUUGACCUGCUUAUUAACAAUGCUGGUAUUGGUCUCCCUGGCGAACUCACGUCCACUACCAAGGCCUCAUUCAUGCGUCAGUUCGAGGUGAACACUAUCGGCCCAUUCCUCGUGACGCGGUCGCUGUUGCCCAAUCUACAGCUAGCGGCAAAGGCCCACGGCGCCGCCUAUGUUGUGCAGCUAUCCUCCUUUGUGGGCAGUAUCGGCAGUAUCACGAAUGAAACUGCGGCCAUGUUCAAGGAUGCCCUGUACGGAUACGGGUCGUCUAAGGCCGCUCUUAACAUGAUCACUCGUGCGCUGGCUGUAGAGCUGAGUGCGAGCAAUAUCGUGGUCGUAUCGGUGCACCCUGGAUAUGUGGACACGGACAUGACACAGGGCAAGGCUACGCUGAAGCCUGCGGACAGUGCAGAGGCCAUGGCCAGCUUCAUCUCCAACCUGAAUCCUGAAAGUACCGGCAAGUUCUUCAACUUGGAUCCGCAAAUGCCUGUGGCUGAGCUUCCCUGGUAACUUAACAGGUAAGCGACAACAAGCGCAGCUCGGUGAAACAAACGGCCUCUCUUCUGCUCUCAGGAUUGCAUAAGUGCUUUAAUGAAAAGCCUAACGACGUACAAUGGAUAUCACAUGCUUCGCUCGAAGAAAACCGAGUAAUCUUGCUGAAUACUACUACUAGUACUUCCCCAGGCUACGUUCUUCAGCGCUCAAUUCAUCUUGGACACAUGUGCGACUUAAGAUGUCUGCAUUAGUGUCGGUGAGAUAGAUACUGAUGUUUCUCAUUAUGCGUGGGCUUCUCCUAAUAUUGUACGUGAGUAUUUCUCUCGCUAUUCCCCUUGCAGCGAUCGAAUAUCUCAUCAAGAUAAACUACCGAAAUGCAC